CAGCAGCAGCAGGAGGGUCCUACAGGCAGACAGGCUGGCAUGGUGCCCUUCGUUAUGCCCGUAUCAGUGCCAGUGCGUCAGGGUCAGACAGCCCCUCCGGGCACCUGGCUUUACGGGCGCCCCCCGGGCCAGCACCCCCUGCUCCUGCCCCAGCCCGAGCACAAGCCCUCUGUCAUCGUGGCCCGGCGCCGCUCCCUGAGGAACUCUCUGUCGGAAAGCUUCAGCCAGGUAGGUCCUGUUGCCGACCUGGGUUGUGUUCAUUAGGGCACAGCGUAGUAAAAAUGUUUUGCACCAUUUGAGUGUUUCAGUCCGUGUUCUUCCGUUUGGUGCCUAAUGAACACAAUCUAGGGUUCACAUAGUAUUUGUUUUCUUUCAAAUAAGUUGAGUGUUUGAUUUUACCUGCCUGAAGUACCAGAUGGCUGGGGUUUGCACUUUUGGGACUAUUCCCUUGUUUUCAUUGUGCCAGCCAGGCAAGCUCAAUGAAUUGCAGCUAAAGUAUUUGAAAGAAAACAAAUGCCAUCCUCACAAUCAUCUCAACCAAACAGGACGAGGAGAGCAACACGGGGCAGGACGACGAUGGGAAAUUGGCCAAGCACAAACGGCGUCCUCGUCCCGAGCCCCUCUUCAUCCCUCCGCCCAAACUGGCCACGUUCAUCGUUCCCUCUGUCUACUCUGCCAUCACUCCCUACCAGAGCCACCUGCGCUCACCCAUCCGCUUGCCUGACCACCCCUUCACCAUGCCGCCCUACACCCCGCCGCCCAUCCUGUCACCGGUGCGCGAGGGCUCAGGGCUCUACUUCGCCACCUUCCUGUCCUCCAUCACCACCAGCAACCAGACCCUGCAACCGCCGCCCAUUACACCCAAGUCGGUCUCGCGCAGCCUGUUGCGUUCCAGUAAGUAUUGUCAUGGAGGCUCGAGGAGUGUCUCUGUAUCCCUAUCUCGCUCUCUCUCUCUCUGCUUUUCACUCAAUCACUUGUCUGCCUAGUCUUGCAGUCCUGUCUCUCUCUCUCUUUCUUUUUACUCGCCACCUUAUUUCUUUGUAUGUCUGUCUAGACUUUGCAGCCAGCCCUGUCAUUUCUGUUCGUGUUUCUUCUCGUGUUUCUGUCGUUCUUGCAUUUUUGUAUCUGUCCCUUUCUUUUCCUAUGCACUGCAUGCGUCCUUGACACAAUGUAUCUUUCUGUCAAUAGUCCACAGAGUAGUUAACCCAAGUCCAAGACUAGAAAAGCACUUUCAAUGGAGAAAUCUCUCUUAAUAAAGUUUAGGGUGUGUCACAAAUGGUACCCUAUUCCCAGUAUAGUACACUACUUUUGACCAUUCCUAUGGACCCUGGCCAAAAGUAUUGCACUACAUAGGGAAUAGGGUGCCAUUUGGGACACACACCCACAGUCCUCCAGGGGUGAAAUAGUCCCAUGUCUGCCUGCAUUCUGAGAUAAGCUCAAGCUACACAGGCUCUCUGUCUCAGUCCAGAUAGAAGUGCCCUAAAGGCCCUGUCUUCCUUGUGUGUUCUACAGCCAGCUCUACAGAUAUCACGCCCCCGGUCCUCCCUUUGAUCAACGACGCCACACCUGUCAGCUUUGACCCGUGAGUACAAACCUCUGUGACACUUUACUCAAAUCCUGCAGGUAUUAUGCAUUAUGAUGCACUUAUAAUGCAUUGAAAGACUUGUCCUAAGCAUGUAUACAAUAAUGGCGCCUGAGGGGAUGGCUAACAUUUUACGGACUCCUGUGUGUUUUUUCGCAUUGUUUGUAACUUAUUUUGUACAUAAUGUUGCUGCUACCGUCUCUUAUGACCGAAAAGAGCUUCUGGAUAUCAGAACAGCGAUUACUCACCUCGAACUGGACGAAGAGUUUUUCUUUAAUUAGUCCGACGCGAAGGAUAUAUUGCUUCUCCGAGACCAGGCCCAAAUCCCUGUCAUUUGUGUGAAGAAAAGACAGAAAUACAGGGGGCGGAGAUCGGGGUGCCUUGUGAGAAUUGUGGGUAACCUGCCUCUACCAUCCGUUCUAUUGGCCAACGUGCAAUCACUGGAGAAUAAACUGGAUGAUCUCAGUUCGAGACUAUCCUACCACGGGACAUUAAAAACUGUAACCGAGUCGUGGCUGAACGACAACAUGGAUAAUAUAGAGUUGGCUGGGUUUUCCAUGCAUCAGCAGGACAGAACCGCUACGUCUGGUAAGAAGAAGGGUGGGGGGAGUGUGUCUGUUUGUCAAUAACAGCUGGUGCGUGAUGGCUAAUAUUAAGGAAGUCUCGAGGUAUUGCUCGCCUGAGGUAGAGUACCUCAUGAGCUUUCAUCUAUAUUUUUCGUAGCCGUCUAUUUACCACCACAAACCGAUGCUGGCACUAAGACCGCACUCAACGAGCUGUAUAAGGCCAUAAGCAAACAAGAAAAUGCUCAUACAGAAGAGGUGCUCCUAGUGGCCGGGGACUUUAAUGCAGGCAAACUUAAAUCCAUUUACCUAAUUUCUACCAUGUGCAACCAGAGGGGAAAGAAAACUCUAGACCACCUUUACUCCACACAGAGACGCAUACAAAGCUCUCCCUCGCCCUCCAUUUGGCAAAUCUGACCAUAAUUCUAUCCUCCUGAUUCCUGCUUACAAGCAAAAACUAAAGCAGGAAGUACCAGUGACUCGCUCAAUACAGAAGUGGUAAGAUGAUGCGGAUGCUACGCUACAGGACUGUUUUCCUAGCACAGAAUACCACCUCAGUCACCAGCUUCAUCAAUAAGUGCAUCGACGACGUCGUCCCCACAGUGACCAUACAUACAUAUCCCAACCAGAAGCAAUGAAUUACAGGCAUCAUCCGCACCAAGCUAAAGGCUAGAGCUGCCGCUUUCAAGCGGCCAUGAAGUCGGUAGCCAUGAAGUGCUUUGAAAGGCUGGUCAUGGAUCACAUCAACACCAUCAUGCCGGAAACCCUAGACCCACUCCAAUUUGCAUACCGCCCCAACAGAUCCACAGAUUAUGCAAUCUCAAUCACACUCCACACUGCCCUUUCCCACCUGGAUGAACGGAACACCUACAGUGAGGGAAAAAAGUAUUUGAUCCCCUGCUGAUUUUGUACGUUUGCCCACUGACAAAGAAAUGAUCAGUCUAUAAUUUUAAUGGUAGGUUUAUUUGAACAGUGAGAGACAGAAUAACAACAAAAAAAUCCAGAAAAACGCAUGUCAAAAAUGUUAUAAAUUGAUUUGCAUUUUAAUGAGGGAAAUAAGUAUUUGACCCCCUCUCAAUCAGAAAGAUUUCUGUCUCCCAGGUGUCUUUUUAUGCAGGUAACAAGAUGAGAUUAGGCGCACACUCUUAAAGGGAGUGCUCCUAAUCUCAGUUUGUUACCUGUAUAAAAGACACCUGUCCACAGAAGCAAUCAAUCAAUCAGAUUCCAAACUCUCCACCAUGGCCAAGACCAAAGAGCUCUCCAAGGAUGUCAGGGACAAGAUUGUAGACCUACACAAGGCUGGAAUGGGCUACAAGACCAUCGCCAAGCAGCUUGGUGAGAAGGUGACAACAGUUGGUGUGAUUAUUCGCAAAUGGAAGAAACACAAAAGACCUGUCAAUCUCCCUCGGCCUGGGGCUCCAUGCAAGAUCUCCCCUCAAUGAUCAUGAGAAUGGUGAGGAAUCAGCCCAGAACUACACAGGAGGAUCUUGUCAAUGAUCUCAAGGCAGCUGGGACCAUAGUUACCAAGAAAACAAUUGGUAACACACUACACCGUGAAGGACUGAAAUCCUGCAGCGCCCGCAAGGUCCCCCAGCUCAAGAAAGCACAUAUACAGGGCCAUCUGAAGUUUGCCAAUGAACAUCUGAAUGAUUCAGAGGAGAACUGGGUGAAAGUGUUGUGGUCAGAUGAGACCAAAAUCGAGCUCUUUUGGCAUCAACUCAACUCGCCAUGUUUGGAGGAGGAGGAAUGCUGCCUAUGACCCCAAUAACACCAUCCCCAUCGUCAAACAUGGACGAUGGACGGGGCCAUGUACCGUCAAAUCUUGGGUGAGAACCUCCUUCCCUCAGCCAGGGCAUUGAAAAUGGGUUGUGGAUGGGUAUUCCAGCAUGACAAUGACCCAAAACACACGGCCAAGGCAACAAAGGAGUGGCUCAAGAAGAAGCACAUUAAGGUCCUGGAGUGGCCUAGCCAGUCUCCAGACCUUAAUCCCAUAGAAAAUCUGUGGAGGGAGCUGGUUCGAGUUGCCAAACGUCAGGCUCGAAACCUUAAUGACUUGGAGAAGAUCUGCAAAGAGGAGUGGAACAAAAUCCCUCCUGGUGGCCAACUACAAGAAACGUCUGACCUCUGUGAUUGCCAACAAGGGUUUUGCCACCAAGUACUAAGUCAUGUUUUGCAGAGGGGUCAAAUACUUAUUUCCCUCAUUAAAAUGCAAAUCAAUUUAUAACAUUUUUGACAUGCGUUUUUCUGGAUUUUGUUGUUGUUAUUCUGUCUCUCACUGUUCAAAUAAACCUACCAUUAAAAUUAUAGACUGAUCAUGUCUUUGUCAGUGGGCAAACUUACAAAAUCAGCAGGGGAUCAAAUACUUUUUUCCCUCACUGUAUGUGAGAAUGCAGUUCAUUAACUGCAUCUCAGCGUUCAACACCAUAGUGCCCUCAAAGCUCAUCACUAAGGUAAGGACCCUGGGACUAAACACCUCCCUCUGCAACUGGAUCCUGGACUUCCUGACGGGCCGGCCUCAGGUGGUAAGGGUAGGCAACAGCACAUCCGCCACACUGAUCCUCAACACGGGGGCCCCUCAAGGGUGCAUGCUUAGUCCCCUCCUGUACUCCCUGUUCACCCACGACUGCGUGACCAAGCACGACUCCAACACCAUCAUUACGUUUGCUGAUGACACAACAGUGGUAGGCCUGAUCACAGACAAAGAUGAGACAGCCUAUAUGGAGGAGGUCAGAGACCUGGCAGUAUGGUGCCAGGACAACAACCUCUCCCUCAAUGUGAGCAAGACAAAGGAGCUGAUCGUGGACUACAGGAAAGGAGGGCCGAACACGCCCCCAUUCCCAUCGACAGGGCUGUAGUGGAGCGGGUCGAGAGUUUCAAGUUCCUUGGGGUCGACAUCACUAAGAAACUAUCAUGGUCCAAACACACCAAGACAGUCGUGAAGAGGGCACGACAACACCUUUUCCCCCUCAGGAGACUGAAAAGAUUUGGAAUGGGUCCACAAAUCCUCAAAAAGUUCUACAGCUGCACCAUCAAGAGCAUCCUGACCGGUUGCAUCACCGCCUGGUAUGGCAACUGCACUGCUGCUACUCGCUGUUUAUUAUCAAUGCAUAGUCACUUUUCUCCUACCUACAUGUACAAAUUACCUCAACUAACCUGUAGCCCCGCACAUUGACUCAGUACCGGUACCACCUGUAUAUAGCCUCGUUAUUGUUAUUUUAUGGUUUAUAGAGUAAAUAUUUUCUUAACUCUAUUUCUUGAACUGCAUUGUUGGUUAAGGGCUUGUAAGUAAGCAUUUCAUGUGACAAAUAACAUUUGAUUUGGUAUGACCCUCUUAUAAUGUUUUAUUGCCCAUCCAGGGCUCCAGACUAUAAAAUGUUCACCUGGUGGCACUGGUGCCACUAACUUUUUCAGUUGGUUGCACCAGCCCAUGAUUUGGUCCCACCCCCCCAAAAAAAAUGUGUACCCAUAUAAAAAAUAUUGUAUGCAUUUUACAUUUUAGUCAUUUAGCAGACGCUCUUAUCCAGAGCAUCUUAUAAAAUCAUUGUUGUGUAAUUCACAAUGCUUUAUUAAGAAGUGUUAUAGAAUACUGAGAUGGAAUUCAAUAAAUAAGUUGUUCCUUCUAACAUGUCCAAACAGUAAUGCAUGGGGGGAGGGGGAGGGUGUCAGUGACUCACUCAUUACACCAGCCAGCCCCAGGGAAAGGGGCACAGCGGCAGGGCAGACACUUUCAUUACAGGAGUCAUUAGGUUAAUGCACUUCACUGUUUGACCAAAUCACGGUUUUAUCCGCCCAAAACAUAGGAUGUUUUGAUUGAGGUGACAGCCAAGUCAAAUGGUAAAAAAAUGCAACUACAGUAAAUGGUCGAAGUCUGGAGCCCUGCCAUCGCGUAAUGAUCCAGGCAAAACAUCCUUUAAAUUACAUUUACAUUUAAGUCAUUUAGCAGACGUUAUUUUCCAGAGCUUCUUACAGUUUGUGCAUUCAUCUUAAGGUGUGACAACCACAUAUCACAGUCAUAGUAAAUACUUUUUUUCCUCAAUAAAGCAACUAUCAGCAAAGUCAGUGCUAGUAAGAAAAGACAAGUGCGAGUGUUGGUUAUGGUUCUCCGUAAUGGUUGUAAAAUGACCAGCAGAAUGACCAGUGCUAUCUAUGUCUUAUCUUAGACCUUAUGCCUUUAGGGGCCACUUUUAUCUACAAAUCUACCUGUUUAUCUACAAUAUCUAUCCACACAGCAUGGUCCCCAUGGAGAGAGCCUAUAGCAAAACUUCAGACUUAUGACCACAAUGACUGCUGAUUUCCUAAUAUUUUUAGCUCCCCCCCUCCACCCUCUCCCUCCCCCUCUCUGUCUCCCUCGCUCUCUUUCUCUCUCUCUCGCCUCCCUCCACCCUCUCCCUCCCCCAACCUCUCCCCCUCCUCCCUCCCUCCCCCCAGGCGUAUUAACAUUGGUCUGCAGUACCAGGCGGAGGUGCCAGAGCUGCAGCGGGACCGCUCGCUGACCCAGUGGGACCAGCACAAAGCUGACCUGGUCUGGCUCCCCAUGAAGGAAUCCCAGCUACACCACGCAGUGCAGGAGACUGGUAACUAUACUAGGCUAGGGCGGUAUCCAGAUUGUCAUACCCUCUUACCGACCUAGUGCCAUCCUGGGAUAUUUGGUAAUACCGGCACUGAACACAAGGGCGGCUAUUUUCAAACCCCACUGAGCCUCUGUCAUCCGAAGGUUAGCAAUGCUAACAAGCACAUGUAAAAUCCCAUAGUGAAUGAUAGCUAAAUGCUAAUGAGCGCAUUGCAAACAUUUUAUACAGUCUCUGACCUAAACUAUUUGCAGGACAGACAUCCCAGCUCAUGAAGUUAUACAAGUAACUCAAAAAUGCUACUCACAGUUUGCUGCACGCACAAAAUACAUAUUAGACAGAAAGGCUCUUGAUCCAGGAGGGGAUUCUCUGCUGUUAUCAAAAGAAGCUUGAUUUUGCAAGAAGCUAACCAAAUGUACAACUGCAGAGCAUUUAACACAUUUUAGACAGUUAAUUUAAUAGUUCUAAGAUAUCUAGCUGGCAAACAUUUAGUUAUGCAUUCCAUACUGUAACUAGAUCACCUGGCGUGUGCUGCAGAACAGUGAGUGACUUACAAUGCUCCAGUCUCUUGACAUUGUGUGGUUGUAAACAAACACCUCGUGACUGGGGCCUACCGGUAAGCUUCAUAAUGAAAAAUAAUGUGACAGGUGAAAUGAAGAACAUGAUCUGCUUUAUCUCCUAACAUAGUUGACUGCAGCUAUUUACUUAAAAAGUAGCUACAAAUAUACAGAUAUAAAAAAACUUUAAAUAAAUAGUUUCAAUGGUAUUGAAAAACCAUUCCGUUGCUAUUUCCAAAUACUCCGGUAUACAGUAUACUACCCAAGCCUAAACUUUGCUGCCCCUUCCUCAAAGGUUAUAACAAUCUAAAUUCACACUAUAGGGCCAACCCGAACCAUACUGUGCUGGCACUACUGCUAUUUUAUUUCCACAUUUUCAGCAUGGUUCCAGAAACUAUGUUGAAUGCAUAAUCAGGCCAGCUCAGCACAGCUUGGCUCGGCUCAGCUUGGUAUGGUUCUGUAGUGUGAGUGGUAUAGAGCUUACUUUUUGUAUGAAGCUUAAAGUAAACACAUUUGAACAACUUGAGCUGUAAGGUCCUGAGAAAGUGCAAAAUGUUGACCUUUUUGCUUUCUGUCAAUCCUUUUCUCUGUCUACCUUCUCUCCCCCUCUUUCUCUAUCUCUGCACCUCUUCCUCCCUGCCUUCCUCUCUCAAAUCUGCCUCACUCUCCCCCCUAGUGGAUGACCUGAUGAACUUGGCCUGCUCUUGCGCUCUGUACGGCGGAGGCACCAAUCAAGAGUUGGCCCUUCACUGUCUGCAUGAGUGCGGGGGCAAUGUCCUUGUGAGUACAGUGACUCACCCAGUGAUAUAACCGAGUGGUUUACAAUGACGCUGUCUCCCCUACGCUUCCAUAAUAAUCCAUUGUGGCAAGUGAGUGUCCCAAAUGGCACCCUAUUCCCUUAAUAGUCCACUACUAUGGCCCCUGGUCAAACGUAGUGCACUAUAUAGGGAAUAGGGUGCCAUUUGGGGAAACACCCCGGUGAUUAAUUGUGUUGUGCUCCCCAGGAGGCCCUGGCAUUCCUGCUGCUCAAGGAGCCCAUUUUCUCUAAAGGACACCACCUGGCAGACUAUCACUACUCAGGUGGGGACGUAAUUUUGUUUCCUCAAGCGCUUCUUUCUAAAGAGUGUGCUUGUUUAAGCGGAGAUGGGGCAUGGGGGUGAUGGAAAUGAAUUAUCUCACAACCCCCCCCCCACGCACACGCACACACACAUACACACACACUGUGUGACCUCAUUGACAUGGUGAAUAAUUUCCCUCCCAGGAUCAGACAGUUGGACUCCCUCAGAGAAGCGCUACUUCAAUAAAGGCAUCUCUGCCUACAGGAAGGACUUCUUCAUGGUGCAGAAAUUGGUACGCCCAUUUCGAAUCAGGCCAUGUCGGCAAUGACAGUUUCACCACAUGGCAUGGCAUGAAUUAGCAUAUGAUCACCACCUGGGCAAACAGUGGGAGUACCAUUAGAAGUGAAUAACUUUUUAAUAACUGUGUCUGUAUUUCUAUGUGUGGACGGGAGUGAGGGGAGAGGAAGACUAUAAUGAAUACCAUUGUCUGCGUGCGUGUGUCUUUCCGUAUACAGGUUCGGACUAAGACAGUGGCACAGUGUGUGGAGUUCUACUACACUUAUAAGAAACAGGUGAAAAUCGGUCGCAGUGGAACCAUUACCUACGGACCUCCAGAGUCACCAGCGGAGAAACACACAGAGGCAGUAUUGGAUGUCAAAGUAGGGCUUAGUUAAUGAAAACAAAUGUAAUGAAACAAGUAGUUAAUGAUUACUUAAAAACAUUUUUUUACAUUACUUUUAUUAAGAUUAACAUUGUGUUAUAUGCCAACUCAGGAAGAAGAAGACAACAGGAAGUGGGAAGGGUCAUGUGAACGGGGUAAAGAUGGCAGCCAGUUGAGGGUUAACCAGACACUACAGGCUCACGACAAUGUAAGUGCUCAUUUUCACUUGAAAUUACAUUUUUAAAGUGAUUGUUAAACUGUUCAACCACUUUGUAUCAUGUGGUCCUCUGUAGCUCAGCUGGUAGAGCACGGCGCUUGUAAACGCCAAGGUAGUGGGUUCGAUCCCCGGGACCACCCAUACACAAAAAUGUAUGCACGCAUGACUAAGUCGCUUUGGAUAAAAGCGUCUGCUAAAUGGCAUAUUAUUAUAUCCAUCCCAUACCGGUAUAUCCUGUCUAUACUUGCUAUCAUAGGUUAUUUGACCAAUGAUCCACCAACAGUGCAAUACAACACUGGUAUGACAGACUAACACAAUGAAAUGUAAUGUUUGGCCCACCAGGCAGGAGCAGUGCUAGGGCACAAGGACCAGGAUACUGUACACAAGGUGGGGCCUCCCCAUCCAACCCCUCCCUCUGCACUCCGAAAACCUCGUCCCGAGUCUGCAGGGAAGAAGAGCAGAGCGCCCCCAAAGCCCCCGGGCGACCCAGAGGGCGUGUUCCCCUGCAAGAAAUGUAGCAGGUCAGUGUGUUUGUGUGUGUCUGUCUAUGUAAGAGUAUGUUUAUAUGUACUGUAUCUGCAAACAGAUACACACACUCCACCAUGCAUGCCUACCACCAUUAACAGUUUCCCCUACCAGUUUUUAGAGUGAAAGAAAACAGGGUGAAAGAAAGGGAUUGACAAAGAGUAUUAUAAACCAGACAUCUCUCUUAGAGACCAGCGUUCACUGGAAACAUCCCAGACUGGUGGGGCGACAAUGGAGACAAAAGCCAUUGGUGGUAUUUCAGGUUGUCUUAGUUGCAGUCACGCUGCACAGAUAAUCAGAUCUUACAACAUAGGGAUGGUGUCACGGUGUCAGUGUAAUGCGGUAGACGAAGUCAGGCGCAGGACACAGAACUAAAUGAAAACGUAACUUUACUGAACACGUAAAGAAACAAGUAAACCUCCACGCAGGGAGGAACAAACCCGCUCACCAUCGACACAGGAAACAAUAAACAAACACGCACAGAGCACAAUGGGAGCCACAGGGUUAAAUAGGGACGGAGUAAUUACAAGAUGGGAAACAGGUGUGAAACAAUCAGACAACAACAGGUAGAACAUAGAAACAUAGAACAUAGAUCGGCAGCAGCUAGUACUCCCCCCCCCGACACCGGCCUCGGGGACGGCCAGGAGGAAGCGGUGCGGGGCGAGUCGGAUGAUUGCGGUGGAAAUCCCUCAACAUGGAGGGAUCGAGGAUGUCCCUCCUGGGGACCCAGCACCGUUCCUCCGGACCGUACCCCUCCCACUCCACGAGAUACUGCAGGUCCCCCACCCGACGCCUCGAAUCCAAUAUGGAACGAACCGAGUACGCCGGUGCCCCCUCGAUGUCCUGUGGGGGCGGAGGAACCUCCUGUAUCUCAGACUCCUGGAGUGGACCAGCUACCACCGGCCUGAGGAGAGACACAUGGAACGAGGGGUUAAUACAAUAAUUAGGAGGAAGUUGUAACCUAUAACAUACCUCGUUCAAUGGCCCCACAAACCGCCGACCCAGCUUCCGGCAGGGCAGGCGAAGGGGCAGGUUUUGGGUCGAGAGCCAGACACGGUCCUCACUGCAGUGGCGGUUGGCGCUCGCCUUUUGCCGCCUGAUGGCCCGCUGCAGACGUACAUGAGCAGCGUCCAAGUCUCCUGCGAGUGCCGACACCACUCGUCCACCGCAGGUGCCUCGAUCUGGCUCUGAUGCCAAGGUGCCAUGACCGGCUGAUAACCUAAUACACAUUCGAAUGGAGAAAGGUUAGUGGAGGAGUGGCGGAUGGAGUUCUGGGCUAUCUCUGCCCAGGGGAGGAAAACCGACCACUCCCCCCGCUGGUCCUGGCAAUACGACCUCAGAAACCUACCCACCUCCUGGUUGACUCUCUCCACCUGCCCGUUACUCUCGGGGUGAAACCCUGAGGUCUGACAGACCGAGACUCCCAGACGUUCCAUGAACGCCCUCCAAACCCUUGAGGUGAACUGGGAACCCCGAUCAGACACUAUAUCCUCAGGUACCCCGUAGUGCCGGAAGACGUGUGUAAAUAGGGCCUCAGCAGUCUGUAGGGCCGUAGGGAGGCCGGGCAGAGGAAUGAGGCGACAGGACUUAGAAAACCGAUCCACAACGACCAGGAUCGUGGUGUUCCCUUGUGAGGGGGGAAGAUCCGUCACGAAGUCCACCAAUAGGUGGGACCAUGGUCGUUGUGGAACGGGUAGGGGUUGCAAUUUCCCUCUGGGCAGGUGUCUAGGAGCCUUACACUGGGCGCACACCGAGCAGGAGGAAACAUAAACCCUCACGUCCUUAGCUAAGGUGGGCCACCAGUACUUCCCACUAAGACAGUGCACUGUCCGACCUAUGCCAGGAUGACCAGAGGAGGGUGACGUGUGAGCCCAAUAGAUCAAACGAUCGCGGACAUCCAGCGGUACGUACACACGACCCUCUGGACACUGGGGAGGAGUGGGUUCGUUACGCAAUGCUCGCUCGAUCUCCGCAUCAACUUCCCACACCACCGGUGCCACCAGACACGACGCCGGAAGUAUGGGAGUGGGCUCCACGGAACUCUCCUCCGUGUCAUACAGUCGGGACAGAGCAUCUGCCUUAGCGUUCUGAGAACCUGGCCUGUAAGAAAGGGAGAAAAGAAAACGGGUGAGAAACAUGGACCACCUUGCCUGGUGAUGGUUUAAUCUCCUCGCUGCCCGGAUGUACUCCAGAUUGCGGUGGUCAGUCAAAAUGAGAAAAGGGUGUUUAGCCCCCUCAAGCCAAUGUCUCCACGCUUUCAGAGUUUCGACCACAGCCAACAGCUCCCGGUCUCCCAGAUCAUAGUUGCGCUCCGCCGGGCUGAGCUUCUUCGAAAAGAAGGCACAGGGGCGGAGUUUAGGUGGCGUACCAGAGCGCUGAGACAGUACAGUGCCUAUUCCAGCCUCGGACGCGUCCACCUCAACCAUGAAGGCUAAGGAGGGGUCCGGAUGAGCCAGCACUGGAACCGAGGUAAACAGGUUCUUCAGACGACUAAAAGCCCUGUCCACCUCAGCUGACCACCGCAGACGCACCGGCCCCCCCUUCAGCAACGAGGUAAUGGGAGCUGCUACCUGACCAAAGCCCCGGAUAAAUCUCCGGUAGUAAUUGGCAAAACCCAAAAAUCGCUGCACCUCCUUUACCGUGGUUGGAGUCGCCCAAUUACGCACGGCCGAAAUGUGGUCACUCUCCAUCCAACACCCCUGACGCGGACAUGUGGUACCCCAAGAAAGAGAUGGACUCCUGGAAGAACAGGCAUUUCUCUGCCUUAGCAUACAGGUCAUGCUCCAACAGUCGUCCAAGCACUUUACGCACCAGGAACACAUGCUUGGCCCAUGUAGCGGAGUAUAUAAGGAUGUCAUCAAUACACCACUACCCCUUGUCCAUGCAGGUCCCUGAAAAUCUCAUCCACAAAUGAUUGGAAAACUGAUGGAGCAUUCAUUAACCCGUAUGGCAUGACCAGAGACUCAUAAUGUCCAGAGUACUAAAUGCCGUCCUCCACUCAUCUCCCUCCCGAAUACGCACUAGGUUGUACACGCUCCUGAGAUCCAAUUUUGUGAAGAAGCGUGCCCCGUGCAAUGAUUCCGUCAUACUAGCUAUCAGGGGUAAUGGAUAGCUGUACUUGAUGGUAUCUCCAGAGUGGCGCAGUGGUCUAAGGCACUGCAUCGCAGUGCUAGCUGUGCCACUAGAGAUCCUGGUUCGAAUCCAGGCUCUGUCGUAGCCGGCCGCAACCGGGAGACCCAUGGGGCGGCGCACAAUUGGCCCAGCGUCGUCCAGGGUAGGGGAGGGAAUGGCCUGCAGGGAUGUAGCUCAGUUGAUAUAGCAUGGUGUCUGCAACGCCAGGGUUGUGGGUUCGAUUCCCACGGGGGGCCAGUAUGAAAAAUAAAAAAAUUAUGUAUGCACUCACUAACUGUAAGUCGCUCUGAAUAAGAGCGUCUGCUAAAAAUGACUAAAAUGACUUUAAAAAAUGGUAAUCUGAUUUAGGCCACGGUAAUCAAUGCACGGGCAUAACCCACCAUCUUUCUUCUUCACAAAAAAGAAACUCGAGGAGACAGGUGAAGUGGAUGGCCGAAUGUAUCCCUGCCUCAGAGAUUCGGUGACAUGUGUCUCCAUAGCCGCCUUCCCCUCCUGAGACAAAGGAUACGCGUGACUCUGGGGAAGUGCAGCUCCUACCUGGAGAUUUAUCGCAGAAUCCCCCGGACGAUGGGGUGGUAAUUUAGUCGCCCUCUUUUACUGAAGGCGAUAGCCAAAUCGGCAUACUCGGAAGGAAUGUGCAUAGUGGAAACCUGGUUUGGACUUUCCACCGUAGUUGCCCCCAAGGAAACUCCUAAACACCUCCUUGAACACUGACCGGACCAUCCCUUGAGAGCCCUCUGUUGCCAUGAAAUCGUGGGGUCAUGAAUGGUUAACCAGGGAAGUCCCAACACCACAGGAUACGCAGGAGAAUCAAUCAGAUAGAGGCUAAUCCUCUCCUCAUGACCCCCCUGCGUCAUCAUCAGCAGUGGAGCGGUGACCUCCCUGAUUAUGCCUGACCCUAACGGGCGACUAUCUAAUGCAUGCACAGGGAAAGGUUUAUCAACAGACACAGUAGGAAUCCCUAAACUAUGGGCAUACUGGCGAUCAAUAAAAUUCCCAGCCGCGCCUGAAUCUACUAGCGCCUUAUGCUGGGAAUGGGGAGAAAACUCUGAAAACAUAAUAUCAAUACACAUAUUAGCAACAGGGAGCUCUGGGUUAGUCGGCUGCCUACUCACCUGAGACGGUCGACCAGUGCUUUGCCUGCUGCCUCGACCUCCUGAGAACCCUCCCAAGCACCGACCAGCAGUGUGUCCUCUGCGGCCACAGUUGGUGCAGGAGACGGUCCCUCUCCCAGUCUCCCUAACCGCAGCACCUCCGAGCUCCAUGGGGGUAGGCUCGGAGGUGCUGGGGGAUGGAAUGGACGGCCCCCCAUCAGAACGUCCGUGGGCUGCCAACAGGUUAUCCAACCUGAUGGACAUGUCCACCAGUUGGUCCAGGUUGAGAUUGGUGUCCCUGCAGGCCAGUUCCCCGACGGACGUCCUCCCUUAAGCUGCAACGAUAGUGGUCGAUCAGGGCCCUCUCAUUCCAUCCCGCGCUGGCUGCUAAAGUUCUAAACUCCAGCGCAAACUCCUGCGCGCUCCUCAUCUCCUGUCGUAGGUGGAAGAGACGUUCUCCCGCCGCUCUCCCUUCAGGUGGAUGAUCGAAUACCGCCCGGAAGCGGCGGGUGAAAUCCUCGUAGCGGACUGUUCUCGAGUCUAUUCCUCCCCACUCGGCGUUGGCCCACUCAAGCGCCUUCCCGAUAGACAGGAGAUGAGGGCGGACACGCUCUCGUAUCUCGAGGGCGCCGGGUGAAUAGUGGCCAGGUAGAGCUCUACCUGGAGGAGAAAUCCCUGGCACCCGGCAGGUGUACCGUCAUAUGCCCUCGGGAGCGAGAGCCGAAUUCCACUGGACCCAGGUGGUGAUGUGGUAGCCAGUGUUGUAGGUGGUUGAGUGGUUGGAAAUGGUGAAGGGAUACCACCUCUCUCCAAUCGUUCUAUCAUCUGGAACACUUGUUCCAUUGUGGCACCGAGAGUCUGAAUCAUCGUCUCUUGACGUUGGACUCAUUCCUCCAUCGUCUCGGUAAAUCCGGCUGUUCCUGCUGACUCCAUAUUGGUGCGUGUUUCUGUCACGGUGUCAGUGUAAUGCGGUAGACGAAGUCAGGCGCAGGACACAGAACUAAAUGAAAACGUAACUUUACUGAACACGUUAAGAAACAAGUAAACCUCCACACAGGGAGGAACAAACCCGCUCACCAUCGACACACGAAACAAUAAACAAACACGCACAGAGCACAAUGGGAGCCACAGGGUUAAAUAGUGACGGAGUAAUUACAAGAUGGGAAACAGGUGUGAAACAAUCAGACAACAACAGGUAGAACAUAGAAACAUAGAACAUAGAUCGGCAGCAGCUAGUACUCCGGUGACGACGAACGCCGAAGCCUGCCCGAGCAAGGAGGAAGGGCAGCCUCGGCAGAGUCCGUGACAGAUGUGCACGGUUAUUGGAAUAUUUGAAUAUCCAAAGGGACGUUAGUAUUUUGAUUACUUUGGAGAGUAUACAUUUUUGAGACUAGAAAAUAUAGGCAUAUUUUAACUGAAAAGGCUUUCUCAAACAUGUAAAUACAAUUAUCUAUGUGACAUUGCUACAUAGCCUACAAAUCGAAAUUGUAAUAAAACAAUAGUUUUAUGACAGUUUUUAUGAGUGCACCCCAUAGAAAAGACACACUGGUAGCCUGCAUACGUUUCACAUGGGUAGCUUGUUGUUGUCCUACGGGAGUGGCAGAUUUAUAUAUCGGUCCGCAGCUAAUACAGGACUAGUAAAGGCCCAGUGCACUACUUUUGUACAUUUUUAUAAAUUAUUUAUUUAUAUUUGUUUUAUAUUAAGAUUUUUUAGGGGGGUGCUGCAGCACCCUUGGCACACCUACUUCCCGCGGCUAUGAGCGCAGGUCACCAUCUCUCUCGAGUCGUGUGAGCAAGUCUCCAUUGAAGGAAUACAAAAUAAAAACAUAUGGAUAUCCAAAAUAAUUUCAUGAUAUUAUUUUUCAAACAUUGAAAUUCACAUUUUACAUUUUAGUCAUUUAGCAGACGCUCUUAUCCAGAGCGACUUACAGUUAGUGAGUGCAUACAUUUUCAUACUGGCCCCCUGUGGGAAACGAACCCACAACCCUGGCGUUGCAAGCGCCAUGAUCUACCAACUGAGCUACAGGGGACUGAAAUCAUUUCAAAUGCCCAUCCCUAUUACAACACCUGGAGAAUAAUUUACGUCUCAGUAACCAUAUUGAUAUGCUAUAGCAAUCUUCUGAGAUGCAGAGCACGAUGGCCUGGUACCCCACCUGUAUUUUAUCCGAGCGAUAUAUAUCUCUCUCUCUAUAUAAAACUAUAGUGCCAAAAGUAUGUGGACACCUGCUCGUCGAACAUCUCAUUCCAAAAUCAUGGGCGUUAAUAUGGAGUUGGUCCCCCCUUUGCUGCUAAAACAGCCUCCACUCUUCUGGGAAGGCUUUCCACUAGAUGUUGGAACAUUGCUGCGGGGGCUUGAUUCCAUUCAGCCACAAGCAUUAGUGAGGUCGGGCACUGAUGUUGGGCGAUUAGGCCUGGCUCGCAGUCGGAGUUCCAAUUCAUCCCAAAGGUGUUUGAUGGGGUUGAGGUCAGGGCUCUGUGCAGGCCAGUCAAGUUCUUCCACACCGAUCUCAGCAAACCAUUUCUGUAUGGACCUCGCUCUGUGCACAGGGGCAUUAUCAUGCUGAAACAGGAAAGGGCCUUCCCAAACUCUUGCCACAAAGUUGGACGCACAGAAUCGUCAAGAAUAUCAUUGUAUGCUGUAGUGUUAAGAUUUCCCUUCACUGGAUCUAAGGGGCCUAGCCUGAACCAUGAAAAACAGCCCCAGACCAUUAUUCCUCCUCCACCAAACUUUACUGUUGGCACUAUGCAUUGGGGCAGGUAGCGUUCUCCUGGCAUCCGCCAAACCCAGAUUUGUCCAUUGGACAGCCAGAUGGUGAAGCGUGAUUCAUCGGUCCAGAAAAAACAUUUCCACUGCUCCAGAGUCCAAUGGUGGCGAGCUUUACACCACUCCAGCUGACGCUUGGCAUUGCGCAUGGUGAUCUUAGGCUUGUGUGUGGCUGCUCGGCCAUGGAAACCCAUUUCAUGAAGCUCCCGACGAACAGUUAUUGUGCUGACGUUGCUUCCGGGGGCAGUUUGGAACUGGAUAGUGAGUGUUACAACCGAGGACAGACUAUUUUUACGCGCUACACGCUUAAGCACUCGGCGGUCCCAUUCUGUGAGCUUGUGUAGCCUACCACUUCGCGGCUGAGCCGUUGUUGCUCCGAGACAUUUCCACUUCACAAUAACAGCACUUACAGUUGACCGGGGUAGCUCUAGCAGGGAAGAAAUUUGACAGCCUGACUUGUUGGAAAGGUGGCAUCCUAUGACAGUGCCACGUUGAAAGUCACUGAGCUCUUCAGUAAGGCCAUUCUACUGAUAAUGUUUAUCUAUGGAGAUUCCAUGGCUGUGUGCUUGAUUUUAUACACCUGUCAGCAACGGGUGUGGCUGAAAUAGCCGAAUCACUAAUUUGAAGGGGUGUCCACAUACUUUUGUAUAUGUAGUGUAUAUAGCUCUCUGGGUUCUAUUGUUCAUGUAUCUGACCUUUGACCUCCAGGGUGUUCUACAAGGUUAAGAGCCGCAGCGCCCACAUGAAGAGCCAUGCUGAGCGGGAGAAGAAGGACGCCGCGCUCAAACUCAAAGAGGAGGAGGAGGAGCGGGCGACCCUGGCGGCGGCGGCAGCCGAGGCACGGGCCAAGGAGGCAGCAGAGGUUAUGCAGAAUGGGAACGGGUGUGGGAAUGGAGCGGGAGAACAGGAUGAGGUCAGUGAUGAGGGUGUGUCUUCAGAGGCAGAAGAUGAACAAGACGAGGACUGGCACUGA
Coregonus sp. 'balchen' is the source of this 17694-nucleotide messenger RNA. The record is from the annotation of a GenBank genome assembly. NCBI's taxonomy places the organism in Eukaryota, Metazoa, Chordata, Actinopteri, Salmoniformes, Salmonidae.